Messenger RNA from Exophiala spinifera, 2409 nucleotides. RefSeq lists its product as uncharacterized. Bases 1 to 2409 code for a protein of 802 amino acids. Gene Ontology annotation, cellular component: cytoplasm. Lineage: Eukaryota; Fungi; Ascomycota; Eurotiomycetes; Chaetothyriales; Herpotrichiellaceae. Gene Ontology annotation, molecular function: calcium-dependent phospholipid binding; calcium ion binding. The transcript has a single exon. The record is from RefSeq and is a predicted model, not a curated record.
AUGUCGUCAAUGCUCGAAGUUCGCGACCAGCGUCGGUCCAGGUCAAAAUCCCCCGGCGGGCGGGACAGGGACAGGUCAAGAUCGCACUCACGCGACAACCGCCGGGAGGAGCGAAGUGAAUACAGCAGACGCCCGAGUCGGAAGUACGAAGUGAGCGAAUCGGAGAACGACGACGACGACCGCCGCAGGUACGCCGAGAAAAGAUCCAGCAAGGUAUACUACGAGGAAGACGCAGAGGACGACCGGCGCAGGCGCACGAGCUCAAAGAAAUACGCCGACGACAGCGACCAGGAGGCCAAGUACCGAUCGUCGAAGUCUACACAAGAGUACCGCAGGCGGGACGUCUCUGUGUCGGACGAUGACAGAGGAUACGCCAGGUCGAAGAAGAAGUCGGACAGCGACUCGGACAGGCGCAGGGACAGGGACAGGGACAGAAAGAGCAAAAGUAAGAAAUACGACGAUUCAGAUGAGAGUGAACCUGAGGACUACCGGCGACAGUCCACCACACGCAGUUCACGCGUCGAGUAUACUGAGGCAAGACCUCGCGACUCCCGUCACUCCAGUUAUAGUGGUGCAGAGGCACGCUACACCGCCCCUGAAGCGCCGCCGCCUUCGAACCAACGAUAUGCGUCCAAUGGUCAGCGGUAUGCGGAAGUCGACCAGUUCAAGUACGCUCAGCCGAAUGAUUAUACCGCGAGAAAGCCUGAAUACGAGCGCUCGCGGCCAUCGGACGGCAAGCGUGGAGGAGAGGGUUAUGACAAGAAAUAUCGCGAGGACCGAUACGAAUCCCGAGAGCCUAGAGACAAGAAGUAUUACGACGACAGAUAUGAGACUCGCGAGCCGAGAGACAAAAAGUAUAGCAAUGGCCGGUCUACCUCCUCAACAGACGACGUGACCAAGCGGAUGUCUUCUUUGGCUGUGGGAGGUGCCGCGACCCUCGGAGUAGCGGGAGUGGCUGCGCAUGCUGCCGGCGCGAAGCCUCCUGCGUCACCUCUCCUCGAAGCGUAUAAAGGCACGUAUCAGUCGAUUUCGCCCAUGCCAUCGGCGCUGGUUCUAGCAAAUCACAAGGACGAUUCAGAUCUAUCAGAUCUCGAUCUGGAUCUGGACGAUGACUCGGAUGAUCCAAACGCUGAUCUGAAACGAAAGAUCCGGAAGCUAGAACGAGAAAAGGAGAAGUACGCCCAAGAUCAUAGAAAGAGUGCUGCCAAUGCCAAUCUGAGCACGACAGAGAUACGUCCCCGGCGCUCAUCCAAUGUUGAAUCUCCACGGGAAAGCACCAUGAUAGAGAUCGCGCCUGGUGGCCGACGAGAACGGGCCAGCUCUAAUGUAAGUAUACUUUCCCCAGGCGGCGGCAACGGGAAGAAGAAAUCAGUGUCGUUUUAUGAUCCUGUCGAUGACGCAAAACGCAUCGCCGCAGCGCUAUCUGGCACACGCAGCGCGCCGGAUCCCCGACCCCUGGUACAGAUCCUGCCGUAUUUGUCUACCGACGAUCUCCUGGCUUUGCGCGCCGAGUACAAGAAACUGGUCAAAGUCAACGGCCAAGGCAUCAAUAUCGCCAAACAUAUCAAGAUGCGUCUACCUGGGAAUCUGGGCAAAGCAUGCUACGCAACCGCUCUGGGCCGUUGGGAGAGCGAGGCGUACUGGGCGAAUUCGUGGUACCAAGGCGGCGCGUCACGCCGAGAACUGUUGAUCGAAAGCUUGAUGGGCCGUUCCAACAGUGACAUCCGUGAGAUCAAGAACUGCUUCAAGGACAAGAAGUACUCGAACGAUCUCGAAAAGUGUAUCCGGACGGAACUGAAGGCCGACAAAUUCCGUAUGGCGAUUCUCCUUGCUCUGGAAGAGCGCCGCAUGCCCGAGUCCAGCCCGAUCGACAUCAAACUGGUGCGUGACGACGUCCAAGCCCUCGCACACGCGCUGGACUCUGCGGGCGGCGAGUCGGACAUGAUUCGGAUCAUCGUCGUGCGCAGCGACGCCCACCUGCGUGAAGUGCUGCGUCUGUUCGAACGCACAUACCGCGUCAACUUUGCUCGAGAGAUGAUCACCAAGUCGCGCAAUCUGGUGGGCGAGACACUUGCGCAUAUUUUGAACGGCGCCCUGAACCGGCCCAUGCGAGAUGCGCUGCUGCUGCACCAGGCCAUCAGUGAGACGGCGCCGGGCAAGGAGCGGACGGAGCUGUUGAUUUCUCGAUUGGUCAGGAUGCACUGGGAGCCCAAGCACCUCGAAAAGGUUAAGGCGGUGUUUCGAGAACGGUAUGGACACAGUGUUGAAGAAGCCAUCAAGCACGAAGUGUGGGCUCAGAUGAAGACGCAGGAAGGUCGGAUCUGUGCCGAGUUUUGCGCCGCCUUGGUGGAGAGUAGUGCCUUUGAACGACGGGGUGUGGGUGAUAUGCCUGUUGAGAUUAUUCGAUAG